Messenger RNA from Musca domestica (house fly), 2594 nucleotides. RefSeq names its product cationic amino acid transporter 2. Gene Ontology annotation, biological process: amino acid transport; transmembrane transport. Lineage: Eukaryota; Metazoa; Arthropoda; Insecta; Diptera; Muscidae. The record is from RefSeq and is a predicted model, not a curated record. Bases 416 to 2290 code for a protein of 624 amino acids. The transcript is spliced from 5 exons. Gene Ontology annotation, molecular function: amino acid transmembrane transporter activity. Gene Ontology annotation, cellular component: plasma membrane.
ACACAAUUUUAGAAUUACUCAUGUUCAAAACCUGCUACAAUGUUAAUAAGUAGAGCAAAAAAGAUUGGUUUAUUCUCUGGUGCCUCAGAUCCGAAAAGUGAUCCCCCGCAUCUGUCUAAAUUUUUUAUUGCCGUCUUCAUUUUAUCUAUUAACAACCAAGUGUCAAUUAAUAGCAGUUUUGUUUCAAGAUUAUUCGGAAGCAGUAAAGCCAUAAUGAAGCCAUUCGCCUAAAGAAAUAAAUACAUCUUGUGAUCGUACCAAGCAGCGCCUUUGGGCAUACAUUACCGCCAAGAACAAUGUUUCACUCUUUAACUAAUAAAAAUCAUCUGAAAGAUAUAAAUUACGUGCUAAUAUGCGAUUUCGCUGGGUUACCUAGGGAAAACCACAACAAAACACGAUUAUUCAGAGCGUCGUAAUGGGGAUGCCUUUUCCCGGUUUCAAAAGCAUAUACGAGACCUUGAGUCGUAAGAAACCCAUCGAAGACUCCACCGAAUCAAAGUUGGCCAAGGUUUUGUCGGCCUUUGAUCUCACAACAUUGGGCAUUGGAUCGACCUUGGGUGUUGGCGUGUACGUGUUGGCCGGUCAAGUCUCCAAGAUUUACGCAGGUCCAGCAGUGAUCUUCAGUUUUCUCAUUGCCGCCAUCGCUUCCAUAUUCGCUGGUCUUUGUUAUGCUGAAUUUGGUGCACGUGUACCAAGGGCUGGAUCGGCUUAUGUUUACAGCUAUGUUACCAUUGGAGAGUUCGUUGCAUUCAUAAUUGGCUGGAAUUUGAUAUUAGAGUAUGCCAUCGGUUCAGCCAGUGUGGUGAAGGGCUUAAGCUCCUAUUUGGAUAACCUGUGCGAUCAUGCCAUGGAAAACUUCUUGGGAACGCAUUUGCCCAUGAAUGUAGAGGGGCUGAAUCAUUAUCCGGACAUCUUUGCAUUUGGCGUCACUAUUAUAUUCGCAUGGGCAAUUGCAAUGGGAGCCAAGGAGUCUACAAGGCUAAACACCGCAUUCACGUUAUUGAAUCUCAGUGUGGUAUUGUUUGUUAUCAUCGCUGGUUUGUUUAAAGUUUCCACCAAAAAUUGGGCCAUACCCAAAGAAGAUGUUCCCGCUGGCUAUGGUGAGGGUGGUUUUGCCCCAUACGGCUUUGCUGGCAUUAUAAGAGGUGCUGCCAUAUGCUUUUACGGCUUCAUUGGUUUCGAUUGCAUUGCCACUGCCGGCGAAGAGGCUAAAAAUCCAAAGAAAUCCAUUCCCUUUGCUGUCAUCACCUCUUUGGCCAUGGUGUUUUUGGCCUAUUUUGGUAUUUCAACCGUUCUGACUAUGAUGCUGCCUUACUAUGAACAAGAUGAAAGUGCGCCUCUGGUGCAUGUCUUUAGCAUUUAUGGCUGGACAGCGGCAAAAUAUGUGGUGUCAAUAGGAGCCAUUUGUGCCAUGUGUACAAGUUUGAUGGGUUCAAUGUUUCCACUACCACGCAUUGUGUAUGCCAUGGCCACAGAUGGUUUGCUAUUCAAAUUUAUGGCUGAAAUCAGUUCCAAGCACAAGACUCCGCUGAACAGCACCCUUCUUACGGGAUUUUUAACCGGCGCCUUUGCUGCCAUUUUCAAUUUGAAACAAUUAAUGAAUAUGAUGUCGAUUGGCACAUUUCUGGCCUAUUCCAUGGUAGCUGCCUGUGUUUUGAUUUUGCGCUAUGAAUGCGACGACAGACGGGACAGUCGUCAUAUGAGCAACGGCCGCGUCUUAACAGAUCAGGGCGAUGCCGAUUGCGGAUUCCUAAAAAUGUUGUUUAAUAGCUCCAAAUCAAUUGUGCCCACCAAGACAACAUCGCGCAUUGUUGCAGUAAUGAUUUCUUUGUAUGUUGGCCAAUGCAUAAUACUGACACAAGUGCUGUUGCCCUUCGAAGAAGAUUACGUCAGCGUUACUGCCGUUGACAUUACCAAACUUGCGUUAAGUCUGGUAUUCCUGAUCGUUACAUUGUUUAUAAUUUCACGCCAACCUGUGUCCUCAUCCACACUGGCCUUUAAGGUCCCCUUUGUACCAUGGCUACCCGGCUUCUCCCUGUUGAUUAACAUCUAUCUCAUGAUCAAAUUGGAUAUUAUGACUUGGGUACGUUUCAGCAUUUGGAUUGUCAUCGGCUUGAUGAUAUUCUUUGGCUACAGUGUGCGCAAUAGCCGCAUGCGUCACAGGGAAUUGAAAUGUCUAGCUGAAUCCGAGUCCAGAGAUAGAAGUGAAGUGGAUUCAGUCUCAUCGUUACACCACGAUGAACGUUUUAGCACACAAGUGCCGUUAAUGGUUAUGCAUACUGCAAGUUAAUCUCUCUAGGGUAUUUGAUAUUGAUAUUUUUAAGGAGCCAAUGUUUAAUAUCUUUGCCACUUAUUUUAUAUCUCACACACAUUCAUCUCAUUAGGCAUUGUGUUUUGUAAUUAAACUGCAACAAUUGCAACGAAUUGAAUAUAUUGUAAAGACAUUUAGUUUUCGAACAUGAAUUUGAAUCGCAAGUGGUCUUGUGAUUUGUACUUAACUGAAUUGAAUAUUUUUUUUUUAUGUUUUGUUGUUUCAAAACAAAAUUGGUUUUUAAUUAUUUGUAUUAUGUUAUUACUAUUAUUACUUUAAAAUA